AAACAAACCCGCCCCGCUGCGGAGAGAUGUCAGUGAACGAGUCGUUUAUUACCAUGUUGUAAUAUCAAGAUUACAGGCGGGCAGAGUCAUGGGUUCUGUAAUGUUCACUGUCAUACGUUUAUGAUCGCGACUGAAAGGCUGGUUUGAAGUUGUAAACCGUCAGGAUGCCCGCAAUGGUGGUGCUUGGACGCCGAUGGCGAAUCGCCAGCGAUGAUCUUGUGUUUCCUGGCGCCUUCGAGUUAUUUAUCAGGGCUCUGUGGUGGGUCGUGACCUUAGUUGUGUACAUUAACCAUAAGGGACGAUUUGACUGUCAAGGUGGAGCGUAUUUGCAUAAUUACCUUGUAGUUCUUCUUGUGCUUUUGGCUGCCAUCAUCUUCACAUUAUGUGCAGUUGUUUACGUCAGUGCUCAAGGAACCAUAAUGAACCCGGGUCCCCGGCGCUCGAUGCCGGCCCUGGUGUAUCUGCGUGCGGUUCUGUACGUUCCUGAGCUCGUGUGGGCCGUCCUGGGGGCCGUCUGGGUGUCGGAUAACAGCACAGGGUGCAAGCCGGAGGAGGUCGGGGCGGUGAUCGGAGCGGUGGUUUCCAGCUGGAUCAUCCUUCUCUCUAUGGCUGUGGGAGUGCUGGUCGUGUUCGACCCUCUGGGGAGCCAGCGCUCGGGGGUUUCUCUGGACGCUCAGUCAGACGUGAGGGAUCUGGAUCUGGAGGGCAGCGAGUCGUCUCAGCUCUUCUACACCGCACACACACUGGCCUCGCGUGUGUGGGAGAGCCGUCUGCGUCUCCUCUGCUUCUGUCUGCCUCAGGACGACAACCAUCGAGCCGCGUUCUCCAGCAUCGCACAGCUCGUCGGAGGAUUCUUCCUGGACACAGACCUGGUUCCCAGUGAUAUCGCUGCGGGUCUGGCUCUUCUUCAUCAGGAACAGGACAAGAUGGAGCAGAGCAGAGACCCUGACGAGGUCCUGACCCACAGCCCGUCCUCCCCGAUAAGGGAGGAUCUGGAGAUUGAGCUGGAGAAAGCCACUCACUGUAUGCAGUUUGCAGCAGCUGCGUAUGGAUGGCCGUUGUACGUCUACUCAAACCCGCUCACGGGGCUCUGCAAACUCAGUGGAGAUUGCUGUCGGAGUCGUCAGGCGGAGUACGAUCUAGUGGGAGGAGACAGUCUCGGCUGCCACUUCACUUCUAUCCUUCAGAGCACAGGCCUCCAGUACCGAGACUUCAUCCACAUCAGCUUUCAUAACCAGAUCUACGAGAUCCCGUUUUUCGUGGCGUUGGAUCAUAAGCGGGAGGCGGUCCUUGUUGCUGUGAGGGGGACGCUGUCGCUUAAGGACGUGUUGACGGAUCUCUCCGCUGAGUGUGAGAAUAUUUCUGUCGAAGGCGUGUCGGGAACCUGCUAUGCUCACAAGGGCAUUUCUCAGGCGGCGCAUUACAUCUACAAGAAACUGGUCAACGAUGGGAUUCUGAGCCAGGCGUUCAACAUCGCACCUGAGUAUAAGCUGGUCAUCACAGGUCACAGUCUGGGUGCAGGAACGGCGUCUCUGCUGGCUGUGCUUCUGCACAACACACACCCCACACUGGAGUGCUUCGCUUUCUCUCCACCAGGGGGCCUGAUGAGUAAAGCGCUGGCCGAUUACUCGAAGCAGUUCGUCGUCUCGGUGGUGCUGGGAAAAGAUCUUGUGCCCAGAUUGAGUAUUCCAAACAUGGAAGACCUGAAAAGAAGAUUAUUAAAAGUGGUGUCUAACUGCAGUAAACCAAAGUACAAGAUAUUAAUGCACGGCUGCUGGUACGAGGUGUUUGGAGGAACUCCUGAUGAUUUCCCCACGGAGAUGGAGAACCGAAGAGAGGAGGAGCUUAACCAUCCGUUGCUAGGCGAGGAGAGUCUGUUGGUGCGACGCUCGACAACCUAUCAGAGCCUGUCGUCUGACGACUCGCCCGCCCACCACACACACUUACCCCUGUACCUGCCGGGCCGGGUCAUGCACAUCACCGAGGACGGGCCCACACGCAGACACUGCUUCUCUCAGGUGAGGUACCGGGCGGAGUGGGCGAGCGAGACGUCGUUCCGUAACGUUCUGAUCAGCCCGAGGAUGAUGGCGGAUCACAUGCCGGAUGUGGUUCUGCGGGCCCUGAGGAGUCUGACCCGAGAUCAGCACCCGUCGGCGCUAUGCCCGUCCUCCAUGAGCAACAGCCACCUCAACGUCAUCUGAGCGUUAACAAACCUCACCUACAGACAUUCAACAUGCGCAUUUAUUUCUGCCUUAUGAUCCCAGUGGUGCGUCUGCUUCACGGACGGCUGUAUAUUCCCUCCAUCAUGACAUUAUUUGCAAUGCUGUGUUGUUCAAAUGUGAGAAUUCAUUUCAUAUUAGUGAUCGUGCAAAGACGAGCGAUUCAAAAAGUCAGUAUUAUGAGUGGAGUGUAAUGGUGGCGUUAUGUUUUUGUGAUGUGUCUUUGUCACAUGGGAAUUGUGUGAUCAUUUGCCAAAAAGAGUGUUUUGCACUGAUUGUAGAUCAGUGAAACGCAUCCGCCGUAUGAGACUCUGAUGCAUGGCACCGAGCGCAUGAAAA
Molecule: messenger RNA, 2558 nt
Organism: Rhinichthys klamathensis goyatoka
Lineage: Eukaryota; Metazoa; Chordata; Actinopteri; Cypriniformes; Leuciscidae
Gene: daglb
Product: diacylglycerol lipase, beta
Exons: 15
Coding region: 165-2201 (678 amino acids)
Biological process (GO): lipid metabolic process
Source: RefSeq, a predicted model, not a curated record